GCCGCGGAUGCAGAGGAGCGGCUGAUGAACUGGCUUCUGGGCAAAGACCGCUACAAUAAACUGAUUCGUCCGGCGAUGAACAGGACGGAGCGCGUCACCGUGAUCUUACAGGUGUCCCUGGCCCAGCUCAUUAGCGUGAAUGAGAGGGAACAGAUCAUGACUACCAAUGUCUGGCUCACACAGUACUGGCAUGACUAUAGACUGGCUUGGGACCCUUCGGAAUACGACGGCAUCGACAAGCUACGCAUCCCCUCUCGACACAUCUGGCUCCCCGACAUUGUCUUAUACAACAAUGCCGACGGUACCUACGAGGUCACGGUGUUCACCAACGCCAUCGUCCUCUUCAACGGUAGCAUAUUCUGGCUCCCGCCAGCGAUUUACAAGAGUGCCUGCAAGAUAGAGGUAAAACACUUUCCCUUCGACCAGCAGAACUGCACACUCAAGUUCAGGUCGUGGACGUACGACCACACCGAGAUCGACCUGGUCCUCAAGUACGGGGCGGCCAGCAUGGACGACUUCACGCCCAGCGGCGAGUGGGACAUCCUGGCGCUUCCUGGGAGGCGGACGGUCAACCCCCAAGACCCUACCUAUGUGGAUCUGACUUACGACUUUAUUAUCAAGCGAAAGCCGCUGUUUUACACCAUCAACCUGAUCAUCCCCUGUGUUCUCAUCACCUCUCUGGCCAUCCUGGUGUUUUACCUUCCCUCGGACUGCGGGGAGAAAAUGACGCUCUGCAUCUCCGUCCUGUUGGCUCUCACCGUGUUCCUCCUCCUCAUCUCCAAGAUCGUCCCGCCCACCUCGCUGGACGUGCCCUUGAUCGGCAAGUACCUGAUGUUCACCAUGGUGCUCGUGACGUUUUCUAUCAUCGCCAGCGUGUGCGUACUCAACGUGCACCAUCGGUCGCCCAGCACUCACACCAUGCCCGCCUGGGUGAAGCUCGUGUUCCUGGUGAAGCUGCCCGCCCUGCUCUUCAUGCAGCGGCCGCAGAGCAACUCCGCCAGGCAGAGGCUGCGCCACCAGAGGCAGCAGCGUGGCAGGAGGAACCUGCUGGGACUGGGUUACGCGGGACCCCGAAAAUCGACCAUGACCUCUUCCUCCUCCGUGCUGCUACCCUCUGCCUCGGCUCUCUCCUCCCCUGGACAUUUUUACAACAAGAACACGGGGGUGCCUUUUAGCUUCGCCCACCAGUCCAGGAAAGGGGACCUACGCCCGGGGGAAUGCCUGCCCAACGGCCACACGUUGGCCCAGGACCUGCGGCAAAGGGGAGGCGCAGACUGGGGGGCGGACAUCCAGGAGGCGGUGGACGGGGUUCGCUAUGUGGCUGAUCACAUGAUGGGAGACGACGAUGACCAGAGCGUGAUUGAAGACUGGAAGUAUGUUGCCAUGGUGGUGGACCGCUUGUUUUUGUGGAUCUUUGUGAUUGUGUGUGUGGUUGGGACCUUGGGCCUGUUCCUGCAGCCGCUCUUCCAAUCCUCUAGCGUUCCCAUCCAGCAGCCCAGCUCAGAGCCUCCUCGGAGGGACGGGAUGUGA
Chanos chanos (milkfish) is the source of this 1530-nucleotide messenger RNA. RefSeq names its product cholinergic receptor, nicotinic, beta 4 (neuronal) (gene chrnb4). Bases 25 to 1530 code for a protein of 501 amino acids. The transcript has 5 exons. The record is from RefSeq and is a predicted model, not a curated record. Gene Ontology annotation, molecular function: transmembrane signaling receptor activity; acetylcholine-gated monoatomic cation-selective channel activity. NCBI's taxonomy places the organism in Eukaryota, Metazoa, Chordata, Actinopteri, Gonorynchiformes, Chanidae. Gene Ontology annotation, cellular component: postsynaptic membrane. Gene Ontology annotation, biological process: monoatomic ion transmembrane transport.